ACAUAUAUCUUCCCUCCUUCUCUCUCUCUCUCUCUCUCUCUCUCUCUCUCUCUCUCUUUGAUCCAUCAUCAAUCACUAUAUAUAUUAUUAUCCCAUUUUUUCAUACGAAUUAAAAUUAAAAGUUACUGAAUACUUCAACAGCAACUUCUAUAUAUUCCUCCUCAUUAUUUUUCCCCCAUUUUUUUUUCCUCUGAAAAGAGUGUAACAGAGAAAACAGAUAAGUCAGAUAGAUAUUCCUGAAACUCAAAACCUGAUUCAAAUCUUCACAGAGUAAUGACAGAGAUUAAAGACUCUGCGAUAAAGCUUUUUGGGAGAACAAUUUCGCUUCCACUGAAUCCCAAUGACUCUUCCUCUCCUUCUUCUCCGACACAAUUGAACUCUGCAAUACAACACGAACCUGAGGAACCAUCAAGGAAAGAACUCACCACAGUACAAGAUGACGAUGCCUCACAACAAACCACAGAGGAUUUAAAAUCUCCCACAACAUCUUCAGCCAUACUUGAGAAUCCUCCAAAGACUCCCUCAGCUGAAACCGAAAGUUCAUUACCAAAAUCUUCUACAAAUGGAGAACAAAGCGAGACUAGUGUUUCCGAAGAAAAAACUCUAAAGAAACCUGAUAAAGUGGUUCCAUGCCCGCGAUGUAAUAGCAUGGAAACCAAAUUCUGUUACUUCAACAAUUACAAUGUCAACCAGCCCCGUCAUUUUUGUAAAAAUUGUCAACGAUAUUGGACUGCAGGAGGAACAAUGAGAAAUGUCCCAGUUGGGGCUGGUCGCCGCAAGAACAAGAACCCGUCUACCUCGCAUUAUCGACAUCUGAUGAUUCCAGAGGCAGCUAAACUUAGUUCCCCUAAUGGAUUACACAAUUCUGUUUUGGGAAAUGGAGCAGCUGUCUUGGCGUUUGAUUCAGAUUCGCCGCUUUGUAAUACCAUGGCUUCUGUAUUGAACAUUGCCGAGAGACACCAAAACCGCAUGCCAAAUGUGUUUCAUCACGCAACCGAGCCAAAUACUUUUGUUUCCUAUGGUGGAGAAAACGAUCACUCGAUUACAACUCCAACUUUGUCAGAGAGGAAAGACCACACUGGCUCAAAUGGAUCAAUGGAUAAAAGAGUUGACGGUUUCCCUCCUCAAUUGCAAUAUAUUCCGAGUACCCUUUUGCCUUAUCCAUGGAACCCUGCGAUUCCUCCUCCUACAUUUUGUCCACCAAGUUAUCCAUUAGCAUUCUAUACUCCACCUCCAUAUUUUGGUUGCAUGCCACCUUCAUGGAAUAUAUCAUGUAUCUCACCACAAAGUACUUCUUCUGUUAACCACUGUGACUCUCUUCAUAGAUCUAUCCCAUACUCACCAACUUUAGGGAAACACUCAAGGGAUGGAAACAUAAUUACACCACAGAACGAAAAACACGAUCAAGAACACAGUAAUACCGAAAGCAGCGUUUUGAUCCCCAAAACACUUAGAUUUGAUGACCCAAGUGAAGCCGCAAAGAGUUCAUUAUGGUCAAAACUUGGAAUCAAUAACGACAAGGCGAAUUCUAUAAAUGGAGGAACCAUGUUCAAUGCAUUUCAGUCCAAGGGAAAGGAUAAGAAUCACUCGGUUGAAGCAGCAGCAUCGACGCUGAUGUAUGCCAACCCUGCAGCUUUAUCACGGUCGCGUACCUUCCAUGAACAAACCUAAUUGGGAAUUGCAUUUAGCUACAUCAGAUUUUCAUUUUGAUGCAACCUCAUUCUUUUGACAAGUGAUCUUGAUCUUUAUUCUCAAAAGGAAGUAUAGUUGACCAACCUCCAUGCAAGAUUCAUUGGACAACAGUGUUGUACUUUAGCAGUUUAGUCUCAGUAGCUGCUAUCUUGAGCAUGUGUAAGUGAACAGGUGUUUCUGCUGCAGAUUUUUAGAUAAUAUGUUUAGUAAAUAUCUCGAUGUACAGAUAUAUAUAUGGGAGACAAAGAAAGCAAGAUGAAAAAAGAGAAAGGAAAUAAUAUUUCUUACUUUCUUAGGCUAAAAUCCAAUUGUUUAGAAUAAACUUGUUUUAAGUCUUCAUUGGAAGCAUUUUGGAGAUUCUCUACUACAAUAAUGUUAGUCUCAAAAGGAUUAUGAUAUAUAUGUGAUUUUUUUUUGCUGUUUGUCUGUUCCCUUAUUCAGAAAGGAAAUGUCAGAUUUUUGUUGUUGCAAACUAAUAUACUAUUUACAUAUAAUUUCACAAA
This is a messenger RNA of Cicer arietinum (chickpea), 2195 nucleotides long. Its product is annotated as cyclic dof factor 1. The record is from RefSeq and is a predicted model, not a curated record. Gene Ontology annotation, molecular function: DNA binding; DNA-binding transcription factor activity. Gene Ontology annotation, biological process: regulation of DNA-templated transcription. NCBI's taxonomy places the organism in Eukaryota, Viridiplantae, Streptophyta, Magnoliopsida, Fabales, Fabaceae.